Messenger RNA from Orbicella faveolata, 3091 nucleotides. RefSeq names its product V-type proton ATPase 116 kDa subunit a 1-like. Gene Ontology annotation, molecular function: proton-transporting ATPase activity, rotational mechanism; ATPase binding. The record is from RefSeq and is a predicted model, not a curated record. Gene Ontology annotation, biological process: vacuolar acidification; proton transmembrane transport. Gene Ontology annotation, cellular component: vacuolar proton-transporting V-type ATPase, V0 domain; plasma membrane; vacuolar proton-transporting V-type ATPase complex. NCBI's taxonomy places the organism in Eukaryota, Metazoa, Cnidaria, Anthozoa, Scleractinia, Merulinidae.
UCAUUAGCAUGCCAGUUGCAUGCGUCGCUGUUUUUCGCCAAAUAAAUACCUUUCCUUCUUUGCAAAGAUGUCUUCCCUCUUCAGAUCGGAGGAAAUGACAUUGGCUCAACUCUUUCUUCAAGCUGAGGCAGCUUAUUCUUGUGUCAGCGAACUCGGAGAGUUGGGCCUUGUGCAAUUUCGUGAUCUGAAUCCAGACGUGAAUGCUUUUCAGCGCAAAUUUGUUAAUGAUGUCAGGCGAUGUGAAGAGAUGGAAAGAAAACUAAGGUUUCUAGACAAGGAAAUUGAAAAGGCUGAUAUACAUGUCAGGGAUGUUGAAGAAAAUCCAGAAGCUCCCCAGCCACGAGAAAUGAUUGACCUUGAGGCUGAGUUUGAGCAGCUUGAACAUGAAAUGAAAGACAGCAAUACAAAUUAUGAAGCCCUUAUGACAAGCGUUUUGGAGCUGUAUGAACUCAAACAUAUACUGAGCAAGACACGUAUUUUCUUUGAGGAGGUUACCCCAACAUUUGAUUCCUUGGGACCCAUUUAUACCCGUGGGAGGAGAGAGGUUGAUCUACUUGUACAUGAGCUUAAUCAACAUGAGAUCUGUGAACCACAAGGAGCUGAUGAGACGCAACCGCUCUUGGGAGGUGAGCCAAGACUGGGUGCUACAGCAGCAACAACUCAACUGGGAUUUGUGGCAGGAGUGAUUGUUCGUGAAAGAGUGCCCUCAUUUGAGCGUCUACUGUGGCGUGCCUGCCGUGGUAAUGUGUUCUUAAAGCAGGCGGAGAUUGAGACUCCACUUGAAGACCCAAGCACUGGUGACCAAGUCAAUAAGUGCGUCUUCAUUAUUUUCUUUCAAGGAGAUCAGCUCAAAAGCAGGGUGGAGAAGAUUUGUGAGGGAUUUGUGACAGGGGUGAUUGCUCGUGAAAGAGUGCCCUCAUUUGAGCGUCUUCUGUGGCGUGCCUGCCGUGGUAAUGUGUUCUUUAAGCAGGCAGAGAUUGAGACUCCACUUGAAGACCCAAGAACUGGUGACCAAGUCAAUAAGUGCGUCUUCAUUAUCUUCUUCCAAGGAGAUCAGCUCAAAAGCAGAGUGAAGAAGAUUUGUGAGGGAUUCCGAGCUACACUCUACCCCUGUCCAGACACUGCUGCAGAAAGGCGGGAAAUGGCCAUUGGAGUAAAUACAAGGAUUGAAGAUCUUCAAACAGUGUUGAAUGAAACACGUGAUCAUCGUCAUCGCCUGUUGGUGACUGUAGCCAAGAACAUUAACCAGUGGUUCAUCAAGGUCAAGAAGAUCAAGGCCAUUUAUCACACCAUGAACAUGUUCAACCUGGAUGUGACUCAGAAAUGUCUUAUUGCUGAGUGUUGGUGUCCAGUUAGUGACUUGGAUAGGAUUCAGCAGGCACUGCGGCGUGGCACGGAGCGCAGUGGAGCUGCUAUACCAUCCAUUCUGAAUCGCAUGGCUACUCGUCAGGAGCCACCAACUUUUAACAGGACAAACAAGUUUACUCAGGGGUUUCAAGCCAUUGUAGAUGCCUAUGGAGUGUCUAACUAUCAAGAGGUUAAUCCAGCUCUGUUUACCAUCAUCACAUUUCCGUUCCUCUUUGCGGUAAUGUUUGGAGACUGUGGCCAUGGCUUGAUCAUGUUCCUAUUUGCUUUGUGGCUGGUGCUGAAUGAAAAGAAACUGCAAAACUACAAAGAGGGUGGAGAGAUGUUUGAGACCAUUUUUGAUGGUCGCUAUAUUGUCUUGUUGAUGGGACUAUUCGCUGUCUAUACUGGCCUUAUAUACAAUGACUGCUUUUCCAAGUCGUUCAAUAUCUUUGGCACUGCAUGGGAUCUUAGUGUAGAUUGGGAUGGCAUCAGCAAAUCGACCCUUCGCUCGUAUGGUAAUACAUCCAAAGACAUCAUGCUUGACCCGAAGGAGACCUACCGUGGUGUACCGUACUUCUUUGGUAUUGAUCCAAUAUGGCAAGUUACUGUGAACAAGCUCACAUUCACCAACUCUUUCAAAAUGAAGCUUUCUAUUGUGUUUGGUGUUAUACACAUGAUGUUUGGUGUUUGCCUGAGUUUCUUCAAUCACAGGCACACUGAACAAGCCAGUUUGCUGUUGGCACUCAUCAACAUGUUCCUUAAGUUUGGAAAAAAAAUCACGGGCUCUGACUUGCUUUAUAAGGGACAGGACGUUGUCCAGCCGAUAAUGGUAGUGAUAGCAGUGUUGUGUGUGCCCUGGAUGCUGCUGAUGAAGCCAUUCUACCUACGACACAAACACAAGGCUGCUGAAGACGAAGGUUUUCAGAGAUUGCGGUCAAACACGCCCAGUCCUCCGCCAGUGACAGUGCUGGUUGGCGAGCCUGGACACAAUUCUCACGAAGUGGUCCAUCAUGAUGGCCAAGCACAGGGUGAACCAUAUGACGAUGUUCAUGAAGAGUUUGAUUUUGGGGAGAUAUUUGUACACCAGGCAAUCCAUACUAUUGAGUACUGCCUUGGUUGUAUCUCCAACACGGCUUCUUACCUGCGGCUGUGGGCAUUAAGUUUGGCUCAUGCAGAGCUGUCAGAAGUGCUAUGGACCAUGGUGCUCCACUUGGCUCUAACAUUCAAGGGAGGGCUUGGUGUGGUUGCCUCCUUUGCUCUGUUUGCAUUCUGGGCAGUGCUCACUGUCGCUAUCCUGUUGAUCAUGGAGGGUCUGUCUGCCUUCUUGCAUGCUCUUCGUCUCCAUUGGGUCGAGUUCCAGUCCAAAUUUUAUCAAGGACAAGGAUACAAGUUUAACCCUUUUUCUUUCAAGUUAAUUAUCAGUGGCCAGCUUGAGGAAUAGUUUUAAUUAUCAGCUUUCUUGAGUAAAGUCUAGCUAGGCUUUACAUUCUUUUGUAACUGAAACAGGUUAAAAAUCAAUGGGAUAGCAACAGUAAUUUUGUGUGAUCAGAUUUAACAAUAGACUGAGAUAUAAUGAACUUUUGAGUUCAAAUGCAACUCAGCUUGAGGUUAAAUUAAAAAAAAAAAAAAGAACUUGAGGAUAUUAUUGGUUUCUAAUGAUGGAAGUUAGCUUAUCGUACUGUGUUUGGAAAUUGUGAGUUAAUUUGGGUAAAUAAGCAAAAUAAAACUGUUGGUUUUUGCAUUG